AGCCGUCCUAUUACAUCCACUCCUCCUCACCGCUCGCGAACCCCCAAUAUCUCCCUUCUUCCACCCACAUCCCCCACUCGUUGCCUAUCGCCGCGAUGCAUUUCUCCCGCAACGGUGUCGUCCCCCGCAUGCAGGCGACCUGCAUGGAGACACCAGGCAGCGUCGUGGACGUGAAUGGACGCGUCUUUCCAGCCGAACCGUGCUCAUCGGUAUGCGACGCGCCCUUCAAUAUGGCACCGUUUUAAGCCUAGGAGCUCAAUUGCCCUGAACUGAGAAGUUACCGAUCAUCCGAGCAGGGCGGCCAAGCGAGGCGGAAGUGCAGUUCCAUGGUGCAACGCUGCUCGUGCUGGUACUUCAAGGGCCGCCGCUCUGCCCCCCCCCCCAAGCACAGGGUUUCCCUGCCAAACCUCCAAGUCUUCGACUGGCAGCACUUCGCCGCUCUCCUAGUGAAGGAACACUGGUACUUUGACGAAUUCGGGUACGCCAUUGUAUCAUGCUCUCAGAGCCUCAGCUGCCCCCCUUCGAUGGGGUGCGUCUGGCUACAACAAAAGACUUGCCUCGAAUAGCCACUGUCGCCGCCGCUGGCUUUUUUUGGAGUCCAACCUUCCGUUUCCAGAGGCCCUACUAUGCGCAGUACCCGACAGAUACUAUACUCUCAUACCAGAAGGAGUAUCACUCAGCAAUACUGGACCCUGCAUGCAUAGUCCUUGUCGCCGAGGACGCGCCAAUUGAGAGUGAGACGGAAAGUGUGUACGAAGCUUUACGGGUAGCACCCGUCUACGGCCACGGCAAAGACGCAUCGUCGCGUAAGGUCGUCGUAGGCGUGGCGAGCAUCGUCAUAAAGCCGGGUUCCUGCUAUAUAGGGUUGUUUCAGACUAGAACAGAUCCAUUGGAGCCUUGCACUGUGUCCAAGAACUUAAAUCGAGAUCAAUGUCCCCUGCAGAACGCUAUCUACAACGAAGCCACGUCCCCGGCGAAGGCCAAGUACCUCGCUGGCCAGAUGAGAUUGGCUACGCUUGCUGUUCAUCCGGCGUAUUGGCGUCGUGGGCAUGCUACUCGACUGGUAAGCUGGUGUACUCGUCUUGCAGAUUUAGAAGGCGUGCCGGUGGGUAUAUCUGCGGCGCCCAUGGGCGCCACUGUAGCCAUAAAGGCUGGAUUCGAGGAACGAGAACUCGUUCGAGUCAAGCGUACGACUGUGCAUGAAGAUCCGACCCCCAAGGAUGAACCUAAUGUUGGGGACGUGGAAUUAUGGGUCGCGAUUCGCCGACCCACUGGUUCUCCGGCAUCAAACGAGAGCGCCACAAGCACGGACUCCCAGGAGUCCUUGCCAUGAAUCUGAGCUGGGCACGAUCGGUGAAGAGCUCGGGCAUUUUGGAGUGGUGCAACGCUGGAUAUGGUGGGUGAGGUUGAAAGGGACUCCAUCGGCGACGGAUCAUCUUUCGGCGAUGACACGUGGCCGACCGUUUACGGCAGCCGCCGUCAACCUUAAGUCGACAUCGCCUCAAGUGCGAAAACUGGACGAGAGGGUUGAUACUGGAGUCGUUGGCGUUUGUUAAAGGGAUGUACCCGCCCGGUUAUCUUACUCUUCGUGCAAUCCGCGAACCGGAGCAUUGCCGUAUUGGCAGGCGCCCCCCAUCGGUCUUGUGCGAGGGAGCCAGAGCCUGCUUAACAGGCGCCAGUAUAUCCAG
Messenger RNA from Trematosphaeria pertusa, 1688 nucleotides. RefSeq lists its product as uncharacterized. Bases 494 to 1333 code for a protein of 279 amino acids. The transcript has 5 exons. The record is from RefSeq and is a predicted model, not a curated record. NCBI's taxonomy places the organism in Eukaryota, Fungi, Ascomycota, Dothideomycetes, Pleosporales, Trematosphaeriaceae.